GACAUGAUUUGACAAAUUUAUUUGUUCACCGCAUCCCGUAUCUCGGUUUUUAUUGAAUUGAGACUCAUUUAUUUUUAUUUUCAUAAAGCUAACAAAAGUAAUUAGACUUAACGAUGGCUAUACCAGAUUAUAAGUUAAGUGCAAUUUUAAAUGGACACUCUAUGGAUGUUAGAUGCGUUACAACUACCCAGGAAAAUUGUAUUUUGUCCGCGUCUCGAGAUCGCACCGCUAAACUUUGGCAUCCUGAAGGGGUAAAGGACUUCGCCAAUGUAGUAACUUACAAGGGCCAUAAGAAUUUUGUAUCAUGCGUUUGUUGGAUUCCCCCUUGUGAAGCCUAUCAUGAAGGCUUGGUUGUUACUGGCAGUAAUGACAACACCAUACUAGGAUACAGUCUGCAGGAUGCUAUGAUACAGAUACAUUUAGAAGGCCAUGAGAAUGCAGUGUGCAGUGUGGCAGCUGGAAGAGAUUCUGGGGUGCUAUUAAGUUCAAGCUGGGACAGUACAGCCAAAGUUUGGAAUCUCAACAAUCCAAACUCAGUACCGUUGACCAUAAAGGGACACCAGGCAGCAGUGUGGGCCAUUGUAGAACUCUGUAAUGGUACUUAUGCCACAGCCUCUGCUGAUAAAACUAUAAAGCUCUGGAAGAAAGAUGGCAGUCUUAUAAGUACACUUACCGGUCACACAGACUGCGUGAGGGGUCUCGUGGUGGCUAGCCCGGAGACUUUCUUGAGCUGCUCCAAUGAUGCUUCCAUCCGACUGUGGACUAAUGCUGGACAGUGCCUUAAUACUUAUUACGGACAUUCUAAUUAUAUUUAUGGUAUCAGUAUAAACCCAGCCCUCCAAUCUGGAUUCGCGACGUGCGGUGAAGACGGCAGCGUUAGAUUGUGGUCUGCUGGAGACUGCAUUGCGGAUAUCAGAUUGCCGGUACAUUCUGUGUGGUCGGUCACAUGUUUGGAUAAUGGAGAUGUUGUCACUGGCUCCAGCGACGGUCUAGUGCGGGUGUUCACGGCGGACCCGGUGCGGUUCGCGGACGAGGCGGCGCUCAAGGUGUUCGAGGAAGAUGUCGCCAAGAUGCAGGCCGCUUCUCAACAGGAGAUCGGAGGCUUCAAGCUGUCUGAGAUCCCCGGUCCCGAAGUCCUCCUCGAGCCGGGCAAGACAGACGGACAGACCAAAAUGGUCAGGCGGGGCACCAACGUCAAGUGUUACUCUUGGAACGCCGCCAACAACACGUGGGACGAGAUCGGUGACGUCAUGGGAGCCAAUCCCGCCAGCGAGGGGAAGACAAUGUACCAGGGGAAGGAAUACGACUUCGUGUUCAGCGUGGACAUCAAAGAUGGCGCGCCGGCCAUCAAACUGCCGUUCAACAAGAAUGAAGACCCGUGGGUCGCCGCGCAAGCCUUCAUACAUAAACACGAUCUACCUCAAGUAUAUUUGGAGCAAGUCGCCAAUUUUAUUAUAACAAAUGCAAAGUUGGAUUCGUUGCCGCCACCUUCUAAUAAUGGGUUCGCGGACCCGUUCACCGGCGAGUCGCGCUACGUGCCGGGGUCGACAGCGCCGCGCGCGGCCGGCCUGCCGCCGCCGUCGCGCGCCGACCCGUUCACGGGCGCCGCCGCCUACACCACGGCGGCGCACGGCGCGGACGCCGGGAGGCCGCUCAUACCGCACGAUGCAUAUAUCAGAUUCGACCAAGCAAAUCUGAAAGCGAUAUACGAAAAGUUAAAAGAGUUUAACAGCAAAAUAGGAGACGGACUGAGCGCAAUGACUGAUCAGCAACUAGAAAACAUUGUCAAGUUAGGAGAAUUAAAUAGCACUUGUAAUACAGAAACAAUACUUCUGUUGAAGAAAAUGUUAGAAUGGCCAAAAGAAAUAUUAUUUCCCGUGUUGGACGUCACUAGGCUAGCGGUUAGGAACAAAGAAGUCAAUGCUCAAAUAUUCGACACCACAUACGGCCCUACGUUUGUCAAAUAUCUUUUAUCGUUAUUGGCUCCAGACAAUCUAGCACCCAACCAGAUGUUGGCCAUGAGGGUGUUGGUGAACGCGUUCUGCGACCUCCCCGGGGAGAUGUUGGUGUUGGCUGCGAGGGAGUCCGUGCUUCACUCCCUGCUGUGUCUCACACAACUCAGCGCUAACGCUCAGAUAGCGGCGACAUCUCUCCUGCUGAACCUGUCAGUGGCGCUCGCGCAGCAGGCGGACAGUGUGGACGCGGCCGACUGUCUGGUGCAGCUGCUGGCCAGGAUACAGGACAACGAGGCUUACUUCCGAGGUCUAGUCGGUCUGGGCACGUUACUAGCAGAGUCCCCGGACAGAAUUCAAAUACAGAGUAAGAUAGUGAGCAACACUCAACUCCACAACAGACUGAAAAGAGAUAGCGGCUCGUCGGCCACGGACGCCAAUCUCAAGAAAAUAGCCACUUGUUCCGCGCAAAUAUUAGCAUUGUUAUGAAUGUAGGUUAGUUUUUAGUCGGCUGGGGAACUGAAAUAAAAUAUUAUACAUGUAAUUCAUUUUUUAAAGGUACUGAAAUAAAGGUAAAGUUAUUGUUUAAUUAAAAUAUAAAAAUUAUGGUUACAAGUAAUUUAUCAUGACAUCUUUUAUUUCAUUUAGCUUUAAAUCAAUUUUUAAAUGUAUUUUUCAUCAAAAAGAUUGUUUACCAUUAUUUCAGUACCAAGAGAAUUUUACUAUACUUAAAAAUCACGCCUCUUUUUCCGAGGGGUAAGCUGAGACUGUUUUGCCACUUGCCACGAUUUCUAAAUUCUUUUGUUUCAUCCACAUUCAUCAAUCUUUUCAUGCAAGUUAGUCGGUGUACGAAAAUGUGUUUUAAGAAAAAUUUUACUAUUGGUAAAUGCUGCUUGGCGACAGAUUCCAUUAAUCCUCCAAAAGUGUCUCUCCAAAGUUAUGGUCUCUUACUACACCCAGCACAGCAUAUCAUAUCUUUCCCAUGGAUGUCGUAAAAGGCGGCUAAGGGAUAGGCUUAUAAACUUUGGAUUCCUCUUGUAGGCGAUGGGCUAGCAAUCUGUCACUUGAAAUGGCAUGCCAUACAAUAUACACGUUCAAUUGCAACGCCUAACAGUCUUUUAGUAGUUAUAUUCUCUUUUAUAUUUUCGAGAUUGUUUGCCCUGUCUACCCCGCGAGGGAUAUUGGUAAUUCAUUUUUUAGAAUCUAGACCUCGUGCAAAUCAGAUAAAAUGUAGACUUUGUGUCAGAAAACCGUAUUUCUUUUAUAGGAACUGCACGAAAUAUAGAAACAUCUGAGGUUAUGUAAGUGGUCACCAUCUCAUCACUACAACAAUAAAUACUUAUCUAAAAAGUAUUUCAUCAUUGCGGUAUAACUUUUUUUUACCGAUAUUUAUUUUCAGUUCUGAAUAUCUUGAACUUGUUAAUUUUUGUCUAUUGCAUUCGAUUGACGCUUACUUAUCUGUGGACUGUUGAGCGUAGCAUCUUUUAUUUUGAUUGUAUAUAAUUAAUGACCGAAUACUCAAUUUUAACUAAAAUGCAAUGCAUUUUAUGGCCUUAUAAAGGCGAAUGAAAUUUGGUAACUGUCGAAUACAAUGAAGACUGGAUUGGAUUCCACAGAUUAAUAUAAAGAAAAUGCUUUUUGUAAUAAAAAUAAUUUAAUAUAAUGUAAUAUGUUACAUGAAUAAUACAUAUUUUACAAUUGCUUGCUACCAAUGAUUAAACAUUGUCAACGAUUUAAUAGCAACAAUAAAUUGUAAUAUUUAAAAGAUCUAUGUUUAUUUUCUUAUCACAUUUUUCUCAGAAGCAUUCGUCGUUAUUGUCAAUGGCGCUAACAAUCCAGUGGUUUUUUUUUAUUAUUUUUGAACUUAUAAUUUUCUUAAAUAGCAAAAUUACAGGAUAAUGAUGUUAGAAUAAGACGCAUUUGUCUAAUUUAAACAAUCUGAAACUUUUGUUUUAAAAAAGUAAUUGUUAGUGCCAUGGCCAAAAUUUUGUGACAAAUAUUUUAAACCUACAUCUUCCACCCACUUCAUUCCUGCUCAUGGUAAAAAAAAACUCGUCUAUAUUAUACUAUAACUAAAUUUAACAUUUGGAAUAUAAAAACAUUAUGAUAUAAAACAGAUUAG
This is a messenger RNA of Amyelois transitella, 4074 nucleotides long. RefSeq names its product phospholipase A-2-activating protein (gene Plap). Bases 114 to 2441 code for a protein of 775 amino acids. Gene Ontology annotation, cellular component: nucleus; cytoplasm. Gene Ontology annotation, biological process: ubiquitin recycling; proteasome-mediated ubiquitin-dependent protein catabolic process. Gene Ontology annotation, molecular function: ubiquitin binding. Lineage: Eukaryota; Metazoa; Arthropoda; Insecta; Lepidoptera; Pyralidae. The transcript has 16 exons. The record is from RefSeq and is a predicted model, not a curated record.